Neogale vison (American mink) is the source of this 5674-nucleotide messenger RNA. It is a transcript of the gene FLT4, whose product is annotated as fms related receptor tyrosine kinase 4. NCBI's taxonomy places the organism in Eukaryota, Metazoa, Chordata, Mammalia, Carnivora, Mustelidae. The coding region runs from base 5 to 4084 and encodes 1359 amino acids. Gene Ontology annotation, cellular component: signaling receptor complex. The record is from RefSeq and is a predicted model, not a curated record. The transcript is spliced from 30 exons. Gene Ontology annotation, molecular function: ATP binding; transmembrane receptor protein tyrosine kinase activity. Gene Ontology annotation, biological process: multicellular organism development; protein phosphorylation; cell surface receptor protein tyrosine kinase signaling pathway.
GGAGAUGCAGCGGGGAGCCGCGCUGUGCCUGCGCCUGUGGCUCUGCCUCGGACUGCUCGACGGCGAGCGCGGCCUGGCGAAGGGCUACUCCAUGACCCCCCCAACCCUAAACAUCACAGAGGAGACACACAUCAUUGACGCCAGUGACAGCCUGUCCAUCUCCUGCAGAGGGCAGCACCCCCUUGAGUGGUCCUGGCCAGGGGCUCAGGAGGCACCAGCCACAGGGGAGAAGGACGGCGAGGACACAGGGGUGGUGCGAGACUGCGAAGGCACAGACACCAGGCCCUACUGCAAGAUACUGCUGCUGCAGGAGGCCCGGGCCAACGACACGGGCAGCUACCGCUGCUACUACAAGUACAUCAAAGCCCGCAUCGAGGGCACCACGGCCGCCAGCACCUACGUGUUCGUGAGAGACGUGGAGCAGCCGUUCAUCAACAAGCCAGAUACGUUCCUGGUCAACAGGAAGGACUCCAUGUGGGUGCCCUGCUUGGUGUCCAUCCCUGGCCUCAAUGUCACGCUGCGAUCGCAAAGCUCAGUGCUGCGGCCCGACGGGCAGGAGGUGGUCUGGGAUGACCGCAGGGGAAUGCGCGUGCCCACACCGCUGCUGCGGGACGCCCUCUACCUGCAGUGUGAGACCACCUGGGGUGGCCAAGACUUCCUAUCCAACCCCUUCCUCGUGCACAUCACAGCAGGCAAUGAGCUCUAUGACAUCCAGCUGUUCCCCAAGAAGUCGCUGGAGCUGCUGGUCGGAGAAAAGCUGGUCCUGAACUGCACCGUGUGGGCCGAGUUCAACUCGGGCGUCACCUUCGACUGGGACUAUCCAGGGAAGCAGGCAGAGCGGGGUAAGUGGGUGCCAGAGCGGCGCUCCCAGCAGACUCACACAGAGCUCUCCAGCAUCCUGACCAUCCACAACGUCAGCCAGCACGAUCUGGGCCCAUACGUGUGCGAGGCCAACAACGGCAUCCAGCGAUUCCGGGAGAGCACCGAGGUCAUUGUGCACGAAAAGCCCUUCAUCAGCGUCGAGUGGCUCAAGGGUCCGGUCCUGGAGGCCACAGCAGGAGACGAACUGGUGAAGCUGCCCGUGAAGCUAGCGGCGUACCCCCCACCAGAGUUCCAAUGGUACAAGGACAGAAAGUCAGUGUCCGGGCGCCAGAGUCCGCAUGCCCUGGUACUCAAGGAGGUGACGGAGGCCAGUGCGGGCACCUACACCCUGGCCCUGUGGAACUCCGCGGCCGGCCUGAGGCGCAACAUCAGCCUGGAGCUAGUGGUAAACGUGCCACCCCACAUCCAUGAGAAGGAGGCCUCCUCCCCCAGCACCUACUCCCGCCACAGUCGCCAGGCCCUCACCUGCACCGCCUACGGGGUCCCCCCUCCUCUCAGCGUCCAGUGGCACUGGCGACCGUGGACUCCCUGCAAGGCCUUCACCCAGCGCAGCCUCAGCCGGCGGCAGCAGAGAGACCACAUGCCACAGUGUCGGGACUGGAGAGAAGUGACCACGCAGGAUGCCGUGAAUCCCAUUGAAAGCCUGGACACGUGGACCGAGUUUGUGGAAGGGAAGAAUAAGACGGUGAGCAAGCUAGUGAUCCAGAACGCCAAUGUGUCUGCCAUGUACAAGUGUGUGGUCUUCAACAAAGUGGGCCAGGAUGAGCGGCUCAUCUACUUCUAUGUGACCAACAUCCCCGAUGGCUUCAGCAUAAAAUCCGAGCCAUCGGAGGAGCCCCUGGAGGGCCAGGAGGUGCGCCUGAGCUGCCGGUCUGACAACUACACCUACGAGCAAAUGCGCUGGUACCGCCUCAACCUGUCCACACUGCACGACGCCCACGGGAACCCGCUGCUGCUUGACUGCAAGAACGUGCACCUCUUCGCUACGCCUCUGGCCGCCCACCUGGAGGAGGCAGAGCCAGACGCGCGCCACGCCACGCUCACCUUGACCAUCCCCAGCGUGGCGCCUGAACAUGAGGGCGACUAUGUAUGCGAGGUGCAGGACCGCCGCAGCCACGACAAGCACUGCCACAAGAAGUACCUGUCAGUGCAGGCCCUGGAAGCCCCGCGUCUCACGCAGAACUUGACGGACCUGCUGGUGAACGUGAGCGACUCCCUGGAGAUGCGGUGCCCAGUGGCCGGGGCACACGUGCCCAGCAUCUUGUGGUACAAAGAUGAGAGGCUGCUGGAGGAAGAGUCUGGAAUAGACCUGGUGGACUCGAACCAGAAGCUGAGCAUACAGCGUGUGCGUGAGGAGGACGCGGGCCGCUAUCUGUGCAGCGUGUGCAACGCCAAGGGCUGCGUCAACUCCUCUGCCAGCGUGGCUGUGGAAGGCUCCGAGGAUAAAGGCAGCAUGGAGAUCGUGAUCCUCAUUGGCACUGGUGUCAUCGCUGUCUUCUUCUGGGUCCUCCUCCUCCUCAUCUUCUGUAACAUGAGGAGGCCAGCCCACGCAGACAUCAAGACCGGCUACCUGUCCAUCAUCAUGGACCCCGGGGAGGUGCCUCUGGAGGAGCAGUGUGAAUACCUGUCCUAUGACGCCAGCCAGUGGGAGUUCCCCCGGGAGCGGCUGCAUCUUGGGAGAGUCCUUGGCCAUGGAGCCUUCGGUAAGGUGGUGGAAGCCUCUGCUUUUGGAAUCCACAAGGGCAGCAGCUGCGACACUGUGGCUGUGAAAAUGCUGAAAGAGGGUGCCACAGCUAGCGAACAUCGAGCCUUGAUGUCGGAGCUCAAGAUCCUAAUCCACAUCGGUAACCACCUCAAUGUAGUCAACCUCCUGGGAGCGUGCACCAAGCCGAAUGGCCCCCUCAUGGUGAUCGUGGAGUUCUGCAAGUAUGGCAAUCUCUCCAACUUCUUGCGCGCCAAGCGGGAGGCCUUCAGCCCCUAUGCGGAGAAGUCCCCUGAGCAGCGAAGGCGCUUUCGAGCCAUGGUAGAAGGUGCCAAAGCGGACCGGCGGAGGCCGGGAAGCAGCGAGCGGGCCCUCCUCUCCCGGCUCCUGAUGGGCAAGGGCGGGGCUGGACGGGCCCCUCCGGCCCAAGAAGCCCAGGACCUGUGGCUGAGCCCACUGACCAUGGAGGACCUCAUCUGCUACAGCUUCCAGGUGGCCCGAGGGAUGGAGUUUCUGGCCUCCCGCAAGUGCAUCCACAGGGACCUGGCUGCUCGGAACAUCUUGUUGUCAGAAUGCGACGUAGUGAAGAUCUGUGACUUCGGCCUGGCUCGUGACAUCUACAAAGACCCCGACUACGUGCGCAAGGGCAGUGCCCGGCUGCCCCUGAAGUGGAUGGCCCCCGAGAGCAUCUUUGACAAGGUGUACACCACACAGAGUGAUGUAUGGUCCUUUGGGGUGCUGCUCUGGGAGAUCUUCUCCCUGGGGGCCUCCCCCUACCCAGGGGUGCAGAUCAACGAGGAGUUCUGCCAGCGGCUAAAGGAGGGCACAAGGAUGCGAGCCCCAGAGUUAGCCACUCCUGCCAUACGCACCAUCAUGCUAAGCUGCUGGUCAGGGGACCCCAAAGAGAGGCCUGCGUUCUCAGAGCUGGUGGAGAUCCUGGGGGACCUGCUGCAGGGUGGGGGCCGACAGCAGGAGGAGGACUGCAUGGCCCCCUGUGGCUCUCAGAGCUUGGAUGAGGGCAGCUUCUUGCAAGCAUCCACCACUGCCCUGCACGUGGCCGAGGCAGACCCUGAGGACAGCCCAUCGAGCCUGCACCGGCACAGCCUGGCCGCCAGAUACUAUAACUGUGUGUCCUUUCCCGGGUGCCUGGCCAGAGGGACUCAGAUGCAGGACUCCUCCAGGAUGAAGACGUUCGAAGAAUUUCCCAUGACCCCGACGAUCUACAAGGCCUCCGUGGAUAACCAGACAGACAGUGGGAUGGUGCUGGCCUCCGAGGAGUUUGAGCAGCUGGAGAGCAGCAGCUGUAAAGGACCGGGCCGGAACGUGGACGUGACCAGGGCUCACCCUGAUAUCCAAGGGCGGCGGCGGCGGCCAGACCGGGGGACACGGGGAGGGCAGGUGUUCUACAACAGCGAGUACGGGGAGCUGGCGGGGCCCCAGGAUGAGGGCGACCGCCCCCCGUCUGCCCGCGCCCCCUUCUUCGCAGAUGAUAGUUACUGAGUUACUUGCCCCGGGCAAGGCCGCCAAGACCCCGGGUGUGACAGCUGGUGGGGGCCGUGCCCAGAGGCAACCAGAGGGCUAGGAACUCUUCUCCCUCAGCUUGGAUAGGAGAUGUUUCCUCCUCCCUAGUUAGGAAGGGCAAGACCCAGGCUCCAGGGCUCCCCCAGACUCCAUCACUGCACCUGCCUCCCUAGGCCACCCUGCAGAUCCCCUGAGACUUUCUUCCCUCAAGAUUCAGAUUCCGUUCAGCCCCAUACCCAUGGGGACAGUCCUGAUUGCCUCCUCCCACCAUGGUGGGUGGGGGCUAGAUCCCCAUUUUCUGAGAAGGACUCUGAGGGUCUGAGAGUCACAGUGACGGACAUGGAACCAGACUUGAGCUGCAGACCCCAGGUCCUGCCCCACUGUCCACUCCACUCAUUCCCGUGGGAAUGGCUUUCUUGGCUCUCCAAGGCUGAGAGAAGGCGCCAUAUUUCCAUCUCAAACGAUGAACGAGAAGUUGGGGGGUGGGGUGUUCUCUCCUGAGCCCGGCCAAACAGCUUGCCCUCCAGGGGCCAUGGUCUCUGCUGGGCCAAGCAUCACAGUGUACCUUCCCUUGGGUGUUGACAACUAUCCAACAGAUGGUUUUUCAUUAGAACUUUAGAGACUCUGAGCUGCUGUGAAGAAUGUAUUUUUCAAAACUUUAGUCUGAGGGGAGCCCAGGGAAGGUCUUUGUGAAUCUAGACGGUUCUUACCUCUGACCUCCAGUCAGGUGCCGACAUAGCCCAGGCUGCUGCGGCCCCACCUUCCUGGCCCAAAACAGGAAGAAUCCACGGAUGGUCCCAAGUGGCCUAGUGUGAGAAAUGGCUGGUUUUUCCCUCGGGGGCCUGGAUCUGCCACCCAAACACCUUCCAAGCUGUGAAUGGCCCUUUAAAGAGCAAACACCGCGGGACCCAUUGAGGAAGGUCUUUGGUGCUGGCCCAGAGUGUGUGUUUCCCCCUAGUCUGGGCCUGAUGUUCUGCCUCUGCCCUCCCAGGGGAGUGGCCCAGGGCCCUCUGGAGGCUGGAGCUGUUCUGCCCAGCAACCCCCCCCAUUCCAGCACCCACUGCCCCUGGCCGGAGAAACCCUUCUCCAGUUAGCACCAUGGAGAAGGACAUCACCCCCCCUAAGCCCCCCCACGAGACGCUUGCAGGACAGGCGGCCGUGCAGCAAGCAGGGGCUGGCCCAGCAGAACACCCCCCCACCCCCUGUGUACUGUGCCUUUAAGACAUGUUGAACACAUGUGUGACUGUAACCCUCACGGUCCCCAGUGGCCCUCCUCCUCUGAUGUCACCGGACCAGGAGACCUGGGUCUCAGGUUUAGCUGGUGGAAGCCCAGAGGCCGUUCUCCCCGAGAGGAGCUAGGCUCCUGAGGCAAGGACAGGGGCGGCCCCCCAGGGCCCUCCCUCCAUGCAUACCACCUGUUUACGUCACCUCUCCCCCAUCACUUAACUACAUACACAAAAAUGUACUGGGAAGAAAACCCACCAUGGCCUUGUAGACCACGUGUUCUGAAAAGAUCUAAAAUAUUUAACAAAAGAUAAUAAUAAAUUUGAUGCCAGUCUUUGAGUUACA